Messenger RNA from Branchiostoma belcheri (Belcher's lancelet), 828 nucleotides. RefSeq names its product leucine-rich repeat-containing protein 15-like. Gene Ontology annotation, molecular function: protein binding. Gene Ontology annotation, cellular component: extracellular matrix. The transcript has 2 exons. NCBI's taxonomy places the organism in Eukaryota, Metazoa, Chordata, Leptocardii, Amphioxiformes, Branchiostomatidae. The record is from RefSeq and is a predicted model, not a curated record. Bases 1 to 828 code for a protein of 275 amino acids.
AUGGGUAGAAAGUUACAGGAGAUGCUGUUUGUCCUACUCAUCAUACUGAAUGAGCCCAACAUGUCAGCAGCUGACUGCAGCUGUUUAGUGGCCAUGUUGUGCGACUGCUGCAGUUUAAACCUCACCAGCUGUUUCCCAAACCUACCCGCGCUUAAAUGGUUAAGCCUGACGUUGAACGAGAUUACUUAUCUCCACCCUGAAACAUUUUCUAAUCUUCCCAAACUGGCAGUGCUGUUCUUAAAUGGUAACCAGAUAAGUAGCAUUCAGCCUGGUACAUUUUCAAAGCUAACACAACUCGACAAAUUGUACCUUGAUCACAACAGGAUAACUUACAUUCGGUCUGGUACAUUCUCAAACCUACCAAGUCUCAAGUGUCUGGUACUACAUUUUAACCAGAUAAUAACAAUAUCACCCGGUGCAUUCUCAAAUCUGCCCCAGCUCCAAUCUUUGUACCUCUACUCCAAUCAGAUAACAGACCUUCAAUCUGGCACAUUUUCCUAUUUUCCCCAGCUCGAAGCACUGUUCUUGAACUACAACAAGAUAUCAAAUAUCCAGGAUGGGUCAUUCUUAAAUAUACCCAAGCUACACACUUUGGCGCUGAACAACAAUCAGAUAUCCACCCUUCCCCCGUCAUCUUAUUACAUAUUUGUAUUUACUGCUAAGGUAGACAUUGGCUUCAACCCCUGGCACUGCGACUGUCAGAUGGUUCCCUUCAGACUUCUAAUGGGCAGAUCUCAUUCAUUUGAAAAUGAGAUAAGAUGUGCUCAACCUCAACAUUUCUUGGGACACUUGCUGAAAGAUAUCAAUCCCGAACACCUGAUCUGCUAG